CCACAUCCACAUCCACAUCCACCACAUCCAACAUCAUCCUCACCGGGCAAAUCGAUCGCUGUGCGCUUUCUGCUCGACUAGUUACCACCACUACCAACCACAGUGGCUCGUUCUUAUUAUUUGUCUUCAUAUUUUCACAUCCUUACAAUCCUCACAUCCUUACAAUCCUCACAACUCUCCAUAUUCCUCUCCUCUCCUCUCCAUCCUCCUCCCGCCCUUCUCUCCGCCGCGACCCUCUGUGCGCGCGCGUCACCCCACCCCCCGGAGCCUGUGUCUAGGGCCUCUCAUAUGCCGCCGCCAUUGACAACCCUGGCUUUGGCGUCAAAUCCGACCACGUUCCCGCCAAAGGGGGAAAAAAAUACUGCGCUAGUCGAACCCUUUUCUUUGCGUGAGAAUAAUAGGGGCUUACCAGUCGCCCGUCAUCCUGUCUUCACUCCAUCCUCCCUUUUUAUUUUAUAUUUUUUUUUGUAAUAUCAUCUCCAUCCAUUUAAUUCCUUUAAUCAAUUCAAUCCCACCCCCGGUAUCUCGCUCUGUCAGGGACAGACUCACCACAAGAACGCAAAGAUACACCGAUAUCGAAUAACGAACCCUCGAAUUGAAAAUCCCCCCAUUUAGAUUUCAAACUUACGGCUAAGAAAACAAAUAAAUCAAUAAUACCUCCUCUGGCACGCCCCCUUCGAAUUGGCUCCCAUGAUCACAUUCUUCUUACUGGCCUGACGACUCUGGUAGUUAAUUUUGGUGGACCAAGAACUUGGGGGGUGGCUUGUUGGCCUUGUUUUUCUUUUCCCUUCUCCGUUAUUUUCCUUUCUUUUUCUUCCUUGCCGUCGAAGGAGAGAGCGCGAGAGAGAAAGUCAGAAAGAGAGACAGAGACAGAGAAAGACCGGCCCCAUAACUAUUCCGACGUCGAUAUAGCGGUUUCUCCACCAUGGCCAAUUCUCCUCCUGCCUCUCCUAUUCCCACCGUUCAGCCGCGUCCCAUGAGCGCAAUGAUUCGACCUCCACGAAGCAACAGUCGCAUGAGUAUGAGCAGCAAACAAGGCGGUAGCAGAGCGUCAGAUGAGGAUACAAAGACUGCCGUGAAAGUCGCUGUUCGCGUUCGCCCGCCAUUGAGGUCGACCGAUCCUGGGUACGAAUUAAUUCCUCAGCGCUUUCAACGGUCAACAGUUCAUGUCACGUCACCAACCAGCGUUGCCGUCGAUGCUCCGCAAGGUCGCAAGCUGUUUGUAUUCGAUAGAGUGUUUGCGGAGACAGUUGAUCAGGAAGGCAUCUGGGAGUACCUGCAGGAUAGCGUCAACUCCUUCAUCCAGGGUUACAAUGUUUCGAUUCUUGCAUAUGGCCAGUCUGGUGCUGGAAAAUCUUACACUAUGGGCACAUCUGGCCCAGCGGAGCAGAACGACCAGAGGGCUAUGGGAAUUAUUCCCCGUGCCGCCCAACUUCUCUUCGAAAAAUUGACGGGAGCCACACACAAUCGCACCGGCUCAACCGGCUUACGAACCCCAACACGAUAUUCCGUCAAUUCAUCAUUGCCCAAUUUAGGCAGGGGUUUGGAAAAAAGCUGGCAGAUGAAAGCCACUUAUGUAGAGAUUUAUAAUGAACAACUAAGGGACCUCCUGCUCCCUGAAAACACGCCCUUUGGAGAACGAGGUUCCGUUACGAUCCGCGAAGACACAAAGGGACGUAUCCUACUCACGGGCCUACACCAGGUCAAUAUCAACUCGUUCGAAGACCUCAUCGGAGCUCUGAAUUUUGGCUCCUCUAUCCGACAAACAGAUGCCACUGCGAUCAACGCAAAAUCCUCCCGCUCGCAUGCCGUCUUCUCCUUGAACCUUGUCCAGCGCAAGGACCAGACGUCGAAUAUGUCGACCCGUGAGAAGCGAUUGUCGAUGCCUGUCGAAGCUCUUUCUGGCUCCGACAUGUCAAUUACCGUGGAUAGCAAAUUGCAUUUUGUUGACCUUGCUGGUAGCGAACGUCUGAAGAAUACUGGUGCAUCUGGGGAACGGGCCAAGGAGGGCAUAUCAAUUAACGCUGGUCUUGCUAGUUUAGGCAAGGUCAUUUCACAACUUUCAUCCAGACAGGCGGGCGCUCACGUCUCAUAUCGCGAUUCCAAGCUCACUCGACUGCUUCAAGAUUCCCUCGGUGGCAAUGCAAUUACUUAUAUGAUUGCUUGCGUUACACCCGCUGAGUUCCACCUGAGUGAAACCCUCAACACCGUGCAGUACGCCCAACGGGCUAGAGCCAUUCAAAGCAAACCUCGCAUCCAGCAAGUGACGGAUGAAAGCGAUAAACAAGCCGUCAUUGACCGACUAAAAGCAGAAGUGGCGUUUUUACGCCAGCAAAUCAACAACUCCGAAGGUGGGGAUAGGAGGAGCAACGUACCGCAAGAACGCGCAGAACGGCAAAAUGAACGAGAAAUCGAACUCCAGAACCACCUGUUGGAUGUGCAAGAAAGUUAUACCGCUCUCAGCCAACGACAUGCCAAGCUCAUCUCGGAACUGACCAAGGCUACUGAUUUCAGCGGGGAUACUGAUGACCUACAAAGCCUGCUUGGUGAUAGUGCGAUGGAAAGGCUGAAGCGCUCCCAUUCCUUCGCAGAGUCUGUCGAGCAGGUUGUAUUGGAAUAUGAAAAAACGAUUCAAAGCCUCGAAUCAUCUUUAUCCAACACUCGCUCCUCGCUGUCUAACACUGAGAGUAGCCUUCUGGAAAAGGAGACCAAGUGUGCCUAUAUCGAGACCGUCAAUGCGCAGCUACAGGCCCGUAUUCAGAAAAUGAUGGAUCGCGAAGCAAAUACGGAACAUUACCUACACGAGCUUGAGUCCAAGCUUGAUGGCCACACCACUGGGGAAGAGAAGAACGCUGCUAUUAUCGCCGAGUUACGCAAAGAAAUCGCUCGCGCGCGUGAAAACGAAGCCAGCUGCGAAGACUAUAUAUCAACCCUGGAGGAACGGCUAGCGGAGGCUGAUCAGGACAUGGAGCUGAUGCAGCGUGAGAUGGAUAGGUUAGAGCACGUUAUUGAUCGCCAGCGUAGCCUUGGUAAACUCGAUACUCUAUUGUACGAGCUCGACCAUAUCCAACAAAACAGCGCUAAGUCGGAUGAUGACAAGCGGGAAAUUUACAAUCCCGCACAUUCCCACACCGCUCCUGUCGCAAGUAGGGAACCCCUGAAGCCCCGCAAGCGGGGUCUAUCUCAAUCUCUCGAUGUACUGAUGGAAGCUGUUGAAACUGCCAUUCCCGAGUCCGAUGAUGAUCUCGGGGAGACGCUUCCAGAGGCUGGUUCAGCUCCUUCUGAACAGGAAGAGGUGGAAGCCCGUGCUGAUGACAAUUCCGGCCUGGAAGCCCUGCAAAAGGCCUCUGGGGAAAAGAGUGAUCGUAAUCUCACCACAGACUACGAUUACCCCCCUCAGAGCCCUGCUCAAUCCCGGUUUGUUGCGGAGAAGCUGGAGGACGUGACGCAAGAACUGUUUGAACUUCGAAUCCAGCACGAGACCACCACCAACGAGUACGAUCUUCUUCACGCCAAAUAUGAAGAAGCCCUCCGCACUCUUGCCGAGCUUCAGGAUGUGGUUGACGAAGCCCGCCACCCCCCUAAUGUGGUGGCUGCUUCAACCCCGAUGACAAGUUCUCGGCCGGUAUCUUUUUUAGAAGAUUCGAGAGUCCAGGAGCUCAGGGCGGGCGGACAGCCUUCAUCCUCACGAUUGCUCUCCUCGGAGCUAUACUUGGCCGAGCAGUCGUCUAUUUCACAGGAGCCUUCGGAGAGCGGACGCAAGGGCAAUUCCGACCUACCAGAUGCCUUCGAGAAGGAUGAGCCUAAUGGUAGUGACCUGGAAAAUAUGCACAAGCUGCUGCAAGAACACCAGUACGGCAUGAGCUUGGUGACACAGAAGUAUGCCCAGCUGCAAUCAGAGCAUGAAGAGACCCUGAAUCUGGUCGAGGACCUGAAACAAGAGCUGCAGCGAACAAAGUCUUCCUCACCCUCUUCUCCGUCGCCCAAGGCCCAAGUCAUCCGACGCAUGACCAGCCAGAACAUGACUACCGUCGACCGCGCACAUCGAUCUCUCGCUUCCCUGAGAAAUAUCGCUAUCGAAGAAUUCGAAGACAGACCCGAUACGAUGCAGAAUUUCGAAGUUAGCCUUAACACUGCCAUGCACGAGCUGCACAGCCGCAUGGAGCGUAUUCAAGCUCUUGAGGCUGAGAAUAAAAAUGUCAAAAAAGAGAUGGAGACCAAGGCGACUAUCAUUUCUGGUCUGACGAGGGAACGGUCGAGUCUCUCCGGCUCGUCGCCGAUGGAUAUCUCUAUGGUCUCGCAGAUGAGGGAUCAGAUCCUGCAGUAUGAGAACCAGAUCAAGGAGAUGCAAGAAGCGCAUGACACCCGUGAGAAGGAGCUGACCGCUGAAGUUCAGAGUUUGAAUGAGCUGUUGGAGACACAGAGGGCUCUAGUGAUUGAAAAGGAUGAGAAGGCCAAUGCUCAGGAUCAGAAGAUUGUGCAGCUGGACGAAGCAAAUUUCGAACUCGAAGUCAAGCACCAGGGCGCCGUCGAGUCCUUAAAAUCAUCCGAGAACAAACUUCAGGCCACCCUUGUUGAAUUGCAAGCUGCCUUGGCAGAGCGAGCUGAGUGGCAAAGCAAGCACCGUGCCGCUGCUGAAUCACUCCAGUCCUCCAAACAGCAGCUGCAAACCACCAUGGUCGAGCUAGAGGCUGCUCUCGCCAAUAUCGAUGCCCUGCGAAGUGAGCGCAACGAAGUUGAGGGAGCCAGUGCGGAAGAAGUAGCUGUCGCUGCAAAAAGCCUUGAAAAUGCGCGAGCUAAGCAUCAGGAGCUUGUGGGUAGUCUUAAGCAUAACAUUGAAGAGCAGAAAAGCACCAUAUCUACUCACUUGUCUACCAUUUCCGGUCUAGAAUCGUCGCUUGAGGCCGCCAAGGAACAGAUUUCUCAACAGGAAAACGAUAGCCGUUAUAGUAAUGAGGAACUAGAGUCUUACCGUGCUCGCGCUACAGCCCUAGAGCAAGAGAUAGAGUCCCACAAAUCUGCCGUUGAGGCGCAGAAGGCGGAGCUUGCGUCCCUGCAGGAAUUGCACAAGCAAGAACUAGAAGAGUUGGAGGUCAAGGUCAAGGCUGCUGCCGAGGCGCAAUAUGAAUCACAAAUGGCGGAGGAGAGCGCUCGCAACGAGCAGGCCAUUAACGCCUUGCGAGCGGAAAUAUCCGCCUCCAAGAACGAAUUGACGAAAUUGUUGUCUGGUGUCACUGCAGCUUUGAAUACUCCUGUUACCGCCAACAGUCUCCAGGAGCAGAUUGACGACAUUCUUUCUCAGAAACAGCAGUUCGCUGAUAAGUACUCUGCACUGUUCGAUACCAAUGAAGAACUCGUGAAGGAACUAGAUGCGAAGAAUAGCAGCCAUGCCAAGCUCGAGAGGCAAUUCGCCGACCUAACAGAGAAGUCUAGUCGACAUGAAGCCAAGAUGACAGAACUUGCUCAUCUAGUCGCUAGCCAUGAGGACGCCCUCAAAGAGAAAGAGGAUCUCAUCAAGAAGAAGGAUGCAAUCAUCAAUGAGAUCACCAUUGAGAAGCAGAAGAGCGUCCGUCUCGUGGAGGAGCUGGAGGAGCAGAUUACCAAUACCUUCGACCAACAUCAUAACCGACUCUCCGUGAUUCAGCAGGAGAGGCACCAGGCGCUUGAUGAGGCGAACCUCAAGAUUGGGAAUUUGGAGAAAGAGAUUGAGAGCUAUCGAGCUCGUAUUGAGCAAUUGGAGGGACAAAUGCGGAAUGGUGAUGUACCGACAUCGAUCGAUCGCAGCAGCUCUAUGACAUCCAAUCUCAGAAAGAGCGCCUCGGCAGCAUCGCUGCCGUCGCCUCCACCCGCCAUCCCCCUCCCUCCUCUUCCCAACAUCGCCGCACAGACCGGAAGUAUAUCCCCACCCAGCUCACGACAUACCAGUAAAGAGCUCGUCAACGCCCAACUUGUCGAGGACCAGGAAGCACGCAUCCGCACGAUCGAGAAACACCUACACGCUGAGAAACAACUAACAGCCACUCUCGAGGAAGCCCUGGGCGAUCUCGAGGCGCAGAGCAACAAAGUGAAGACGGAAAUGGAGGCGUGGAAGAAGAAGGCGUGGCAGUAUGAGGACGAGCUAACGCAGCUGCGGUCUGAGCGGAAUUCGACGAGACUGUCGAUCCAGGCUGUGGAGGAGGAGCGGAAUGCGCGGCGGGAGGCGGAGGCUGCGCGGGCGCAUUUGGAGGAGAAGAUGAAUGCUAUUAGUAAGAAGAAGAAGAAGAGUACGCUCAAUUGUUUUUAGGCAGGAUGUGUCUCCCCUUUUUGUGUGUUUGGUUGUUUUUCGUGUUUUCUUUCCGCCUUUGGUUUCCUUUUCAUUUCCCUUGGAUAUAUACUAUUUCCAUGCGCGUGCUUGUGUUUUUGUGUUUUCUGUUAAAAACUAAAUUGACGAUAUGCUCCUUAUUAUUCCCCCUAACACCCCCCAACGCCCCUCAUACCCAUACCUAAUAUUCUAACUACUAGGUUUCUUUUCCGUUUCUUUUCUUCUUCUUUCUUUUUUUUUUCGUCCUUUCUUUAUUCCCUUAUUUCCCUUCUUGACGAUGUCAUUUAUGACCCAGAUAUAUUCUUUUUUCUUCUCUCGUUCUCGUUCGCUCCCCUUCCAACGCUCUUCUUUCAUUAUUGAGCUGUUGAAUGUUGAUUAUAUAUCCCCUCCCCGUACAUGUUGCUGCCUUUUUGCUUUUGUUUUCCUCUUUGUAUUCUUUAUCCAUUUCCUUUUGGUAUUUUUUUAUGUUUUUGUUAUACUAUCCCUAACCCUUUUUCUUCACCCUUUUUACCUUCCUCCCUUCCUACUUCUUGAUAUCACUCCACCCCACUCGAAACCUAAAGAUGGGAUAGAUACAUUAUUUACCAUCAACUUUUUGCCUGAUGCAUUCUUCAUUCGAACUUCAGACUUGUUCUUUCACUCUUCCACCAGCAAGCAUGCCACUCAUAUAAUUAAUUGAGUGGGUACUCUGCUGUCAUCCUUGUUUAAAAACUCAAUUUUCUUAUCAUACCCCCGGCUUCUAACCUGUACACAUCGGCUUUUCCUAUUUCUAUUAUGUGCCUGUGUAGUUUACUUCUCUUCGCUUCUGUUAGUUAACCUAUUAUGCACGUCUUAUAUAACAUUCUAUUUCCCUAUAGUUAAUUUGAUUUGUUGAUACCUCCUUAAAAUUUAUUUUGUAGUCUGCAGACACUAAAAUCACAUGACAAAAAAAUAAGGUGCUAUGACCACCAGAUCAA
Messenger RNA from Blastomyces gilchristii SLH14081, 7257 nucleotides. Its product is annotated as kinesin family protein. The record is from RefSeq and is a predicted model, not a curated record. Bases 926 to 6283 code for a protein of 1785 amino acids. Lineage: Eukaryota; Fungi; Ascomycota; Eurotiomycetes; Onygenales; Ajellomycetaceae. Gene Ontology annotation, biological process: mitotic spindle organization; microtubule-based movement. The transcript has 5 exons. Gene Ontology annotation, molecular function: microtubule binding; ATP binding; microtubule motor activity.